Molecule: messenger RNA, 1863 nt
Organism: Nylanderia fulva
Lineage: Eukaryota; Metazoa; Arthropoda; Insecta; Hymenoptera; Formicidae
Gene: SCOT
Product: Succinyl-CoA:3-ketoacid CoA transferase
Biological process (GO): ketone body catabolic process
Cellular component (GO): mitochondrion
Molecular function (GO): succinyl-CoA:3-oxo-acid CoA-transferase activity
Source: RefSeq, a predicted model, not a curated record
AUAUACAGUGAUUAUGGCAUUUGUAUUAAAAAAGCCAGUGACGUGUUUCUGCGUUUGAGCAACAACUCGCGAGUCACUCAAGGUUCUAUAAAGAUAUCACGGGUAUGCAUUGCUAAGUUCUCCAUCAAAGCAGAUAUUCCACAAGAAGAAGAGGAAAUUGAAAAGUUGAAAGCACCAGUAGGGAAUGGUAAAGUAUUUAAGAAUGUAGAGGAAGCUGUAUCUGAUGUGCAUAAUGGAGCCAAGCUGUUGGUCGGUGGAUUCGGUCUUUGUGGCAUCCCAGAGAAUCUAAUAUCAGCCAUAUUAAACAAGGGUACUAAAGAUCUAACUGUAGUUUCGAACAAUGCUGGCGUAGAGGACUUUGGAUUAGGUUUAUUGCUGAAAGCACAUAGAAUCAAGAGGAUGAUUGCUUCAUAUGUGGGUGAAAAUCCUGAAUUUGAGAGGCAGUAUCUCAGCGGUCAGUUGGAAGUUGAAUUAACACCACAGGGCACUUUGGCGGAACGUGUGAGAGCAGGUGGUGCUGGUAUUCCUGCUUUUUACACUCCCACGGCUUUCGGCACUAUUGUGCAAGAGGGCAACGUUAUCCUAAAGUACGACAAGGAUGGUAAUGCUGAAAUCUCGGGCGAGCCGAGAAACGUCAACCAAUUCGAUGGACGAAAUUACGUCCUGGAGACUGCGAUAACUGGCGACUUUGCGCUGGUGAAGGCGUGGAAGGCUGACACCGCGGGGAAUCUGGUCUUCCGAAAGUCCGCCAGGAAUUUCAACCCUGUGAUGUGCAAAGCAGCCAAGGUGUCCAUCGUCGAGGUGGAAGAAAUCGUAGAAAUCGGCCAAUUAGAUCCCGAUCAGAUACAUUUGCCCGGCAUUUUCGUGGAUAGAAUCAUAAAAGGACCCUCUUUCGAGAAACGAAUCGAGAAACGAUCAACGAGACAAACUAUGAAGCCCAAGAAAGUGACUCCAGCUAGCAAAGCGAGAGAUAGGAUUAUCAAACGCGCUGCCCUCGAAUUUAAAGAUGGAAUGUAUGCCAACUUGGGAAUUGGUAUACCUAUGCUUGCUAGUAACUACAUCCCGAAAGGUGUGAAAGUGACGUUGCAAUCAGAGAACGGUAUUCUUGGAUUGGGUCCUGUCCCGGAGACCGAGAACGAUGUCGAUCCCGAUCUUAUCAAUGCUGGAAAGGAAACUGUAACGGUGCUGCCUGGUGCAGCUUACUUUGGCAGUGAUGAAAGCUUUGGCAUGAUCCGAGGAGGACAUAUUGAUUUGACUAUUCUUGGAGGCAUGCAAGUAUCGGAGAAUGGAGAUUUGGCCAACUGGAUGAUACCAGGUAUGAUGGUGAAAGGCAUGGGUGGUGCUAUGGAUCUGGUAUCUUCACCAAAUACGAAGGUAGUGAUAACUAUGGAGCACAAAGCCCGAGACGGAAGCCCGAAAAUUUUGAAGAAUUGUACUUUGCCUGUCACAGGUCAACAAUGCGUAAACUUAAUUAUCACGGAUCUGGGAGUAUUUGAAGUCGUGCCAGGAGAAGGAUUGAAACUUAUUGAAAUUGCGGCUAAUAUCGAUAUUAGUGAAAUUGUCAGUUCGACGGGUUGCGAAUUUAGUGUUGCCGAUGAUUUGAAAGAGAUGGGACAAGUUGAAGUUGAUGAGUCAUGAUGUAUGGUAGUACCUCAUGUAAUAUAAUGUAACAUCAGAUAAUUGUUAUGACUAAAUGUAAGUAUCUGUUAUUAUGUUAAUUAUAUUUUAUUGUACACGAGAGAUUUAAAUAUUUGUUUUUAAAAUGUACAUAUGGUCUUCUUUUCAAUUGAAAAUUACGAAAACGAUUUAUAUGUACGAUGUGUGCUUUUAUGACAAAGUCAUACAUAUGCUGUAUCAUAAUUA